This is a messenger RNA of Chrysemys picta bellii (western painted turtle), 7636 nucleotides long. It is a transcript of the gene MYNN, whose product is annotated as myoneurin. Gene Ontology annotation, biological process: regulation of transcription by RNA polymerase II. The record is from RefSeq and is a predicted model, not a curated record. Gene Ontology annotation, molecular function: protein binding; DNA-binding transcription factor activity, RNA polymerase II-specific; RNA polymerase II cis-regulatory region sequence-specific DNA binding. Lineage: Eukaryota; Metazoa; Chordata; Testudines; Emydidae. Gene Ontology annotation, cellular component: nucleus.
ACCCUCCGCAGCCCCACAAGACCGAGACCGGAGGAUGACGCCGUGCCACUGUGGGAGGCAGGUCCUAUUAGCUACGUAACGUGGAGCCUGGUUGGCUCCAAUGUGGAUGGAGGCAGAGACCUCCAAGGCCGAGACCGGAAGUGAUAUUCCGGAAGCGGACAAGCGGUGCGUGUGCUGUCAUCAUAAAAUGGCGGCCUGAGGUGAACGGACUCGGUCUCGCCUUCCUCAGGCCAAGACGCUCCAUCCCUCUACCAAAAUGCAGUAUUCCCAUCACUGUGAGCACCUUCUAGAGAGGCUGAACAAGCAGCGAGAGACAGGCUUCCUUUGUGACUGCACAGUAGUUAUUGGUGAAUUCCAGUUCAAAGCUCACAGAAAUGUGCUUGCCUCCUUCAGCGAGUACUUUGGUGCAUUUUACAGGGAUGCCUCUGACAGUAAUGUAAUUUUGGAUCAGACUCAAGUGAAGGCCGAUGGAUUUCAGAAACUCCUGGAGUUUAUAUACACAGGAAACUUAAACCUUGACAGAGAGGAAGAGGAGGAGAAAAUAGAUGGACAAGAAGAAAGGCAGGAAAGAAAGACAGAUAAGACAAGAAAGGAGAAUGGGAAGGAGAUAAGAAAAAAGGGGUUGAAAGAACACUUGUGUUGGAAUGUUAAAGAAAUUCACCAGGCUGCUGACUAUCUCAAAGUGGAGGAGGUGGUCACUAAAUGUAAAAUAAAGAUGGAAGACUUUGCUUUUAUUGCUAAUCCCUCCUCUACAGAGAUUUCUAGUAUUACAGGAAACAUUGAACUGAACCAACAGACUUGCCUCCUCACUCUUCGAGAUUACAAUAAUCGAGAGAAAUCAGAUGCCCCUUCUGCAGACUCAGUUCAGCCACAAGCAAAAAAAGUGGGUUUAGAAAAGAAAUCUGCUCAGACCAGAAAGCGAAAAAAGACUUUUAACUCUCAGAAAAACAUGAAGAAUAAACCAGUGCAAUAUCAGAAUGACAUAAUUGAGAACUCAUCAGUUGAUAUGUUUUUAGAUGCAAAUAAACUUGCCACACAGAUAACGGAACAAGCUGCCCAAGGCAGCGAUAACUCAGAGCUACAGCUGGCGUCUGUGGUGGAAAGUGAAACUUUUGCAGCACAAGAUGUUUCGGUUCAGACUAUUACAGUGAAACAAAAACGGGGGAAGCCACAGCAGAACUGUGCAUUGAAAGAACAUAGUAUGUCUAAUAUAGCUAGUGAAAAGAACUCUUACCAACUGGAGAGCUCUGGAGAAGAACUCGAUCAGAAAUACUCCAAGGCCAAACCAGUGUGCAACACUUGUGGGAAAAUAUUUUCAGAAGCCAGUAGUCUACGACGACACAUGAGAAUACACAAAGGAGUAAAGCCUUAUGUAUGUCAACUCUGUGGGAAAGCAUUUACACAGUGUAAUCAGCUGAAAACACAUGUCAGAACGCACACAGGGGAGAAGCCAUACAAAUGUGAAUUGUGCGACAAAGGCUUUGCCCAGAAAUGCCAGCUAGUUUUCCACAGUCGCAUGCAUCAUGGAGAAGAGAAACCAUAUAAAUGUGAUGUAUGCAAUCUGCAGUUUGCAACUUCAAGCAAUCUGAAGAUCCAUGCUAGGAAGCACAGUGGUGAGAAGCCCUACGUGUGUGAUAGGUGUGGGCAGAGGUUUGCUCAGGCCAGCACGCUGACGUACCAUGUUCGUCGCCAUACAGGAGAGAAGCCGUAUGUGUGUGACACCUGUGGGAAAGCAUUUGCAGUGUCCAGUUCUCUGAUCACUCAUUCUCGAAAACAUACAGGAGAGAAACCAUAUAUAUGUGGCAUUUGUGGCAAAAGUUUUAUUUCCUCAGGAGAGCUCAAUAAACAUUUUCGGUCUCAUACAGGUGAAAGACCAUUUAUCUGUGAACUGUGUGGAAAUUCUUACACAGAUAUAAAAAAUUUAAAAAAGCACAAAACAAAAGUUCACACAGGAUCUGAAACCACCCUUGAUUCUAACACAGUUGAUAAUUCCUACAAUGAGGAAGAAUCCAUUCAGAAUCAGAAAAGCCCUUUGUCAGAGUCUGCAGAUGUGAAGCCUUCUGAGAUGUCUUUACCACUUUCUCUUCCCAUUGGGACGGAAGACCAUCAGAUGCUGCUGCCUCUAACUGGUAAUCAGUCUCCUUCCUCAGACACAUUGCUGAGGUCUGCUGUGACUGGAUAUUCAGAACCUCAGUUUAUUUUCCUGCAGCAGUUGUACUGACUGUGCGAUAUGGGAAUCAACAAGACAAUCCUGGUAGUGAACACACACAUUAUUGGUAAGGUGAACAUCAUCAUCCAAGCUGUUGGACUUACUCUUACUCAUUCAUUUGAGUGAAGACAUUUGGUAAUGUAUCUACACUGUGCAGUGCUGUUUCUCACUUCUUGUUAAAUUUUGCUAAUCCGAAAUCAUAUUUACCAUUGUAAUUGACCACUGACAUUUCCUAGGAGGAAUUACCUUUCCAGAGCACCUGCCUUAAGAAUCGUCUGUUAAAUAGAUACGUAACUGUACUCUGGAGAUCUCCUCCAAUGCUCAUGCAGAACUAAAAUGUUAGUGUCAUUUGUGAGCAGACUUUCAAGCCAUAUUUUUGUUAGUUAGUUUACUUUAAAUACUUCAACUCACAGGUGUGGUCCUUGUACACAGCCUUGUUUAAAAAAAAUUGCAUGACAAAUUUAUUAAAUACAGGCUCCCAAACUCCAGGUCAAUGUAAGAGGAGUAUAUGAUGGCAACUGGGCCAGUUCUCUGGUGAAAUGUUUUUGAAGCAUUAUUGGAUUAUUGUAAGUAAGAAGGUGUGUUGAGUUAGCUGUGAGGAGCCAUGGGUAGCACAUGUCUGACUUUCAUCAUCAUAGUAUUAAUAUUACAGUAGCACCUAGAACUCCCAGUCAGGAUCAGAGGCCUUUUGGGUUAAGCACUAUACAGACACAUCAGGGGAGAUAGUUCCUGCCCUGAUGAGCUUACAAUAUAUGAGCAAUAAAUUUACUCUAAAAAAAUUAAAUGAAAGCUAAAGAUGGGGGUGUUUUAGUAAAGAAGAUUGACCAGAGGCCCUAAGCUUUGGGGUUACCCACAAUGGGCUCUUACUAUUCCAUGCCAGAAUUCAGGAGGGCAUAAUAGAAAAACAUUUCCUUAAAAAAUAAAUGCAGUGUUUAUCUACUGCUUUAUUUCCCAUGCCAGUAGUGCAGUUUUAGGCAGUUGCUGCAGUUUGUAACAAGACCCAUGUGAUAAAGGUUUGUUGUUUUUCUGGGUUUUUUUAAACAAACAUUUUUGUGCCACGGUUGGCACACAGGGCAGAUAUUAGGCUCUUCAAUUCCUCUGUCUUUUGCUGCUGCUUCUGUCUGCUGUAUGGUGCUGAGACAAACUAUUCUGCCCUCCCUCUCUGCUAAAGGUUCUUCUUAAGGUUUCUCUUGGACUCCUUAUUUCCUCACACCAGUUGGUUUCCACUGAACAGCUUCAUGUGGAGUCUUUGUGUUGACAUCCAGAGUACAUGCCCCAUAGAUGUUCAGGGCUCCUUCUGAGUGUGGUGGAAAUGAGUUGCUGAUUGAUUUCAUGGAUCUCUUCAUUGGUAAUGAAGUCUUUCUCACUCUCCAGAAUCUUACAUAGGCACUUAUUUUCAAUGGUGUCUAGUUUUCUGUCUAACCAUUUGGUAGAUCUCCAUCUGUCACAGCCAUAUGUUAGCACUGAGAUUACAUUAGAAUUGAAAAUUCUCAGUUUUGGUCUGAUUUUCCAUAUUAAGGUUAGUAAUGCUGUGGGUGCCUUUCCUAUUCUUGAUGUCACUUCCUUCUUGUGAUGUCCAUUGGUCAAUAUGGUACUGCCAAGGUAGAUGAAUGGGUUUACUUUCUUGAUAUUUUUGCCAGUAAUAUUAAAAUCUAGGUUUCAAAGAUGUUUGUUUUAGCAUGACUAAUUUUGAGCCCUGAUUGGCCUGUUGUUGUUGGCGGCAAGGUUGUCUGUCUUUAUUAGUAACUUUUCAUGGGUGUCAUUCAGCAUGAUAUCAUCAGCAAAGUCUAGGCCUUCUGGACAUUUGCCAACUCCCCCACGCUAUACUAGUGUUAGUAUUGCUAAUACACUUCUUCAAUAUUCAGUCUAUGGCAAUGCUAAACACCAGCAGUGAUAAAAUGCAGCCCUGUUUCACAUUAGUGUCCACACUGAACCAUUCAGUUGUCUGGGUGUCCACCCUUGCAGAGCACUUCACAUCUCUGUAUGUGGCCUUGAUGAUGAUUAUGACUUUAGCUGGGAUUCCAUAGGAGUGAAGAAUGAAUAGUCCAUAAUGUAUGUCUAUUUGGGGGGGGGGAAGCCUUUUGGGAAAAAAAAAAAUCAGUGAAAUUGUUGAGGAGAGCUUGUCAUUCUAUACUUUCUUCUGUGGUGGUCCUUAACUGAAUAUCUGGUCUACACAAAAUCUCUUGGGCCUGAAUCCAGCCUGUUUUCUACGCUUGCGUCCACUGCCUCUUUCAUCCUAUUUAGAAUCACACUACAGAAGGCUUUCCCUGCAACAGAGUAGUGUAACUCCUCUUCAGUUGUUAGUCAAUAAGAUCACCCCUUUUGGACAUUCCGACAAUGAUUCCAUAUUUCCAUUGGUCAGGCGGCUUCUCUUUUUCCCAAACUUUAUUAAACAGCUCUGUCAGUUUCAUUAAGGUGAUGGUAUCAAAUGUUUUUAGCAUUUCUGCAGUGAUUUGAUCAUCUGCUGCUGCUUUAUUUUUUUCAGCUUCCUGAUUGUGGCCUGUACUUCUGUCAUGUCUCUUGGACUGAUGUUAACGUCAAGUUGGUCAGGUUUGCAUGUUUAAAUGGAAAUCUGUUGCUGAAGUCGACCUUGGUCUGUUGGGGACUUCUGUGAAUGCUCUGCCCAUUAAUUUUUCUGUUCUACCUCAGUUGUAAGCAUUUUUCCAUCUUUGCUUUUUAUUGGCCCAUGUCCUAUUCUGAAAUUGACACACCGGAUUUUAAUCGCUUGGUAAAUAGCUCUGAUAUCCCAUAAUAGCAGCAGCUUCAGCUGCUAGAUCUUCAGUGUAUCUUCAUUCUUCUGCCCUUGUGUUGCUUUUCACCGCUCUGUCUGCUUUCAUGCACUCCUCUGCUUUGUCCAGUACUCUGGUUGGUUUUAGCAUUCAGGAUUUUUCCUUUCAAUAUCUUUCCUUCCUCCAAAAGAACAGGAGUACUUGUGGCACAAGUACUUCUGUUCUGUUCUUUUUGCGGGUACAGACUAACAUGGCUGCUACUCUGAAACCUUUCCUUCCUCAGUGAGACGUCAUAUCUCUUGAGUUAUCCAGAUCUUCUUCUACCUCUAUUGAUAUCCAACUGCGGCUACUGCAGCUUGAACCACAUUGUCUGUAAGCCUGGCCCAAGGAGUUUACAUUAGCUUUUUCUUUUACAAGCAGUGUUUCUGGUGUCUGACAGCGUCACUGCUUAAACUCCAUUGUGAUUAGUGGGAGUGUUUUUAUGCCUCACCAAGUCAAUCUUAGAACUGUCAAGAAUCAUCAAAUAAAGAGCCACAAAGGCAUGUUUUCUCCAGUCAGAUAAACAGCACCUGUGAUAUUUAAGUGCAUUCUUUGUUGGUUGGUUAUUUGUUGAUAUCAUUUUAUCUGCAUUGGUGCCUUGGGUCUAGGCUGUGGUAAACAGAAGAGCAUAGAAGAUGCCUCUUAAUAUAAUUCUUACUCUACUCCAUAUAACAACUCAUCUUCACCUUAAUUAAAAGGGCCUUGUGAAAAAUUUCUUAGUGGAUUUAUCCUGAAUCCUGGGCAUGGCUCUGUCUUUUAUUUGUUGCUUUCUUUAUCCAUGUGUCUGUUUUCCUUUGUCUGUACCUUUUAAAUGAAAUAGACCUUUCAUCUUUUGUUGUUUAUAAUUUUAAAUGUGACGUGUAAAACUGUUUUUGAUUGUUUAAUGCUUAAUUACAUGUGGUCAAUUUGGUGUUGAGGGUUACUGGACAUUAUGAAGUACAACCAAGUCUCCCAAGAGUCUUCUCACUGCACUGAAGCCAAUCCUUGCCAUUGCUUCCUGACCUUCACUUUGCACUUAUCUCCAUUACAGCAUUUGCCAGCAUCUACUGUCCUACACUCAUGUGCUGAAGGACACUGGAUGAAUCAUUUUGGGUUUUCAGUGGUGCGCAGUGUGGCUUUUUUCAUUCUUUUGAAAUCUUUGUUUUUUUCCCUCGUAAUCUCUCAAGGAUUCCGUGGCCAACUGGUAAUUCUGUGACUGAAGAAUCGCACCAAAAAGCAGGGCCUUGAAUAUAAGUGACAAAGGUCCACUCCAUGUGACCAGAUCUAAGGCUGCAUUUUCUGACCAAAAAUACAGCAAAGGUAUAAGGAUGAACGCAGUUUUAGUAAUUAGUAUUGCACAAAAGAAAAGCCGUCUUAAGCGCUCUGCCAACUCAUAUGGUUACACUGCUAUUUGGCAAGUUCAUCUUUAAAUGUAUUAAAGUACAUCUCUUCUGAUGUGCUAUUACUUAAACUUUUUUUAACUUGUUCAGAAUUACUGAGUAAUGCAUAUAUUACCAGAAGAGCAAACUAACUCUGAAAAACACAUUCCUAUGUAGAAUAUGCAUUCCAUAAGAAUGUUUGUUUCAACUGUUUUUAUAUUUCUAAAAUUUUAGAUUACUACAGUAUUCUUACAUUUCAGACUUUAAAAAAAAAUCAGUGCUUAGAUUUAUACUGGAUCCAGUUUAGAUAUUUAUAGAGGUGACAUUUGCUUUAUAUUACUCAUUUAGUUUUCUUUAUACACAGGAAGAUCAUCAUUUUUACAAGACAACGGUUUUAAACCUCUCUUCACAGAAUACACAGGUUCCAAUAAAGUUGUUCUCUUGCAGCAAUAAGUUAAUGAUCUGUACUCUUGAGUACCAAUUCUUAUCCUCAACUUUGAUGAAAAUGACUCAGCUGCUGAGUUCAUUUCCCUUAAAUAUAUUAAUUUAAUAUAGCAUAUAAUGUAAAAAAAUGUGUAAGAGUUCCAGCUGGGUGCUGUCGAACUUUGAGAGAGAGCUCUACUGCAUAUCUAUGACAAUGCCUGGAGUACUUUCCAUGCAUCUCUUAUGUGGAGGCUUACUGCUCUCAAGUUCAAUUUGGAGCUGGAAGUUAUAUCAAGAGGAUUGAUGGUCCAUGUAAAGAGUGAAUAGGGGGAAAACUAUCUUAAAUAGUCAAAUGCCGUUAAUAGUUAACCAAAUUUCUCCUUUCUGAAAAAUGAAAGCAGGAGCAUUAAAAUUUCUUUAAAAUCUUGAAAAAGAUUUCUAAAGAAUAUCUCUAGUGUGAUCCAAAUCUCAGCAAGUCCACUAACUUUAAUGGAAGUUUUGCCUGAGGGCUUGACUACUCUUGGAAAUUUACCAAAAUAGCUAGCUAUUCCAGAAUGGUGAGUUAUACCAGAAUAGCUACUCUGCAAUAAUUAUUUUGGUAAGUUCCAAGUGUAGAAAAGCCCUGAGUAAGGAUUACAAGACUGGACUUUGUGAGAAGCUGUUGGUAAGACUUACAGAAAUAGGUCUAGAUAAGAACUAGUAAUUGAUUUGGGUUAAGUUAUUAUUGAAGCAUUUUCCCUGUAUAUACAAAAUGUUUUUCCUUCUGUUAUGUGUAGAUAGUUCAAUUCUUUUUUUAUAAUCCCCUGUGGGGGUUUUGUACAUACUUAGGUUGCAGUGUUUGUUAGGCUUUAAUAAACUUGUUUUGUAAUUUUCCCUCA